CUGAGCGGCAGCAUCGUGUACACUGGCACAGUGGCCACGGCGGCACUAAAGCAAUCCUCCCGCUCGAGCACUACAUGCUGGCGAAGGGAUUCGCUGACCGUCCCAUGCAAGGGCAAAAUUGCGAUACAGUGGGUAGAGAGGGGGUGGAGUGGCUUGAUGGCUUGAAUCAUGCGCAUAUUCACUGGUUUUCCCUGGCCGGGCUGCUAGAGCAAGCGUCAUUUUAAUGAUUUCCGAGAAUCUUGCCCAAAAUACACUAGUCACCAGUACUGUUGGGGCAGCAGUGGUUCCAACCUUGGAGUUCAGACUCAGACCCAGUUGGUGCUUCACAUUCCUUUCGAACCUGCUGAACGAUGUUGAUGGACACUUCACUUGCACUGUAUGUACUGCAGCUGCUGAAGAGCAGAGAGGGGGCCGCAGUCUUCUGCGUAUCACCGAAGGUAGGUCAUGAAGCGCCCUUCUGCAACGGCGAAGAAGGCGAAGACUGUGAAGAAGCCUUUGACGCAGCGACCUUCGCCAACCGCUUCCGCUAUGGGGAAUUUGGAGAUGCAGUCGUCUUCACUGAAGCGCGACGUUCUGCGGUGCUGUCUAAAAAGCCUCGAAUCCUCAAGUGGUCGAUGACCAAAACUGGGAAGAACUCCAAGACGCCGUUGCUGGUGGUACACUACAUCUCGGAGAUGUAUGGCCAAAGAAGACCAUUUGAAGAUCAAGUUCCUUUGUGGUCCUUGCGGCAAAUGGUGGACUUCAGUCAUGCUCUAGGCAGCACGGGAACUCGCCGGACACGCAGUUCAGCCUCCGUCCCAUCAGCUGACGCCGUGUCUGCUCGCUGCCCUCCACUGUGGUGGUCACUCGCGUUAUGGGCCUUUGCAGAAUUUGCUAGGGGAAGCUCUGGCAAAGGCAAAGGCGCCAAGUGGCCACCAGAAUCCCCUGCUGAACCUGUCUCCAUCCCUGGGGACCGGGAUUGACCGUGUGACGACCGGGAUGGAGCGAUUCGAAGGAUACUACGGGAUGGUGCGAAGAGAAGGUCUCUUAGUGGUGGCCAACAAUGUCUUCCUGGAUUGUCGCAAAGGUGUUCUGAAGUUUUUGCAGUUUAGCAGCGCUGCAAGCGCUGGGGCUUGCCAAGCCGCCAAGCUUGAAGAUGACGGAAUCCAGAAUCUGCGUGGAUGGAGUCCUUUUCAGCCUUGACGUUUGGUAGAUGUGUGGUGUUGCACACAAAGCCUCUUGGGCCUACAAGAAAGUGUUUUUUCGUCCAGGAAUCAGGAAGAUCGCUUUUGCUCGCAGGACUUUCCAAAGCUCCUCUACACAGUCCUACACGGCGGAGCUCAAGGUCAAAGCGAACGACAGGCCGAUGGAAUCAGUGCGGAUGGUUCACCUCUGGUUGUCUGGGAAGAUCUGCGUGUUGAAGGUGAAAGAUCUGGUUUCCCCAAAGAGUUGCCUGGAACUGAAGAGAAGCGGCACCCGACUGGACGGAAGCUACCUGCGCCUAGUACACCUGCUUUUGCGGGUCUUCUUGGCAACGCACAAGAAAGAAUAGGAAAAGAAGAAGGUAAGGAGCCCUUGCCUUCUUUUGCUAAGGACGCAUUGUCUGUAUUUUCUGAUUUGUCUAUCUAAUUCUAUAUCUUUAUGGCGGGCGAUGAUGAUGAUAGGUGACCUUUGGCAGGUCAAAGAGGCGUUGACCUCCAUUCUUCGAGAGCAGUGAUUCGAUGGGCUGCCAGCCAUGCGUGGUCGUUUUUUGUGCCCACACAGAGUGCACACUGUUGGGAUUCAACAAGAUCCCUGCACCACACACAUGGUUCCUGCCAUGCACGAUCAAUGAACAAUGCCACGCCUCAAGCACUUCUCACCCACGAUGGGG
Molecule: messenger RNA, 1852 nt
Organism: Durusdinium trenchii
Lineage: Eukaryota; Dinophyceae; Suessiales; Symbiodiniaceae
Source: the annotation of a GenBank genome assembly